CGCGCUGUAACUCUUGACGCACAAUGUCAGCUGGCGCAAAUCGCAAAAAUGGCAAACAAGCGUCGUGUGAGCCUUGCAGGAGGGGCAAAGUGCGUUGCGACCAUCGCAUGCCAAUCUGUGAUCGUUGCCGACGUCGGAAUAUGGGCAGCGAAUGCUGGUAUCAUCCCGCUCCUCUCACACGCCCGUCAAAACGCACUCGAACGUCGUCACCGGAGCGGACUGAAACUGACUACGCGGCGCCGGCUGCACAAACAGUCCCAGUAACCACAAGCGCGCCUCUCGGAACUCUUUCUGUUCAUGCUGGUGCCGGAGAUAGUGGACAUGGCAACGUCUUGUUUACGACGAUUGACCAAAGCAGAAGAUCAACUCCAUUGCUUCCAUUGCUUUCGCUUCGAAGGCUUGAUAACACCAUUCCGCAGCAUGUGCCUUUGACUGCAAUUUACGAUGAUCGGGGUAACGAAACGCUUGAUGGAGAUCUGCGCUCCAUAACUCGGAUUCUGGGACACCUUCAACACUACAAGACCAUCAGGACCCUCGUCACAGAAUACUAUUGUCUGGAUCAGAUCGCCGUCGUGCCCAGUCAUCUGGUGUUGCCUGUGCUAGCCGACCUUGAACAUCUCCAAGAAGACAUCAUGCAUCAACAGGCAACAACUGACAAUGCAGUCAGCACUGUCGAUGAAUCGGCAACAGCUCGACGUGUUCUCAAUACUACAUCCUCAAAGAUGGCUCUCACCUCGUCCACCUCUUUAGCUGGAUUCGUGGGCUUCUACAGCGGACCAAAUUUGCGACUCGAAUCCAUCGGUCUGAUAUUCACCAUUGCCGCUCGCGUAGCUCGGUUGGGACUUGCUCACCAUGGUGAGAUUGACCACAAUUUUGUGCAAGCCAUGUUCCAGUGUAGUGCAGAAUGCUUGCGACUUGCGCGAGAAUUAGCAUCAGAGAUGAAUGACGUGAUAAUAUGGUUGUCGUAUGAGAACCUGCGCCUGUCUACAACCAUCCAGGGCUAUGCCGGUUCGAAUGUUUGGCGACGGCUUGGCGGUCUGUCCACAGACAUCUUCGCCCUGGAGCUCCAUCGUGAGGCGGCCAUCGCGAAAGCUCCGGUUUUUCUUGCAGAAUGUCGCCGAAGGGUCUUCGCAGCCGCAUUCCAUUGGGACAAGUUUCUUGCCGCGCUGUUUGAUCGUCCGCCACGCAUACCUGGCUACUAUGCCGACUGUGCACCGCCGAGUGAGCUCACUGAUGAUCAGCUCUGCCUCACAAGACUCGGUUGCGACCCGGCCUCAUUCGCACAAGCUGACGGAUGGUCUGGCGGGGAUUCCUGCUGUAGUGCCACUUGGAUUCGAGCGCUAUAUCUUCUUUCACAGCUUCGGGACAAAGCGCUGGUCCAUCACUUGAAACCUCUCAAUGAUGAGACGAGGCCUGAAUUAGAGUCAGUACAGCCUGUUUGCUCCGGUCUCAUCGGAUCAAUAAUCUGUCGACUGACGACCAUUCGCAGGAAGCUAGCGACACAAUGUAAAGAGACUUGGCACUCACUCCCUACCCGUCUACGCUACGACCCUACGUGCUGGAAGUCUGAUCUGGCACCCAUCUCAUGUCUCAGAUCGGCGGAGGUCUACCUCACCUACCUGCAGACACAAUUUCACAUAUAUCGAUUACUACAGAAGUUCAAUGGAAGCUACUCGCCUCAUCUGGUGGAGGCUUGCUCGAGUAUCAUUGAGACAACUCUUCAGAUCGGCGGCUUACAUGAUAAAGCUGAUCAUCAUCUGUACAGUGGCUUUAGGGCAAGUAUUGUGUUAUGCUACGGUUUGCCAAGUGCGAUAACCCUCAUCAAUGCGCUCAGAACUGCAAGAAGAAGCAUGAAUCGGGCGCAAUUUGCUGAUCUUGUUCGCCAGGUGUCAGUUCGACGCCUUUCGGUAUUCAUAGCCUUCUUGGAAGGGGUCUAUCGUCCAGAGAACGCAAAUCAUGCACUUUGUAUCAAGGCAUCGGGACUGAUGUCUGAUGCUUUGGAUGAAGUGCUCGAGUACCUGCUAUCACUUGCAGCCAGCGAACCAGACAUCACAGGGUCUGAUUUGACCACUUAUCUCCCGAACGAAACACAGAUGGGAUCGUCUAGCAAAUAUUUAGCGGCGAUGGAAAAUGCAGACAGCGCACUGGAUAAUUUGUUUGAGUGGAGUGCAGCUGAUUUGAUGGAUAUGAAUGACUGGAUGGACGGCAUUGACUGGACAAAUGCAAGUGGCGGUAUCUGAUUCGAUCUACGGCUCAAACGGUACUGGUGAGAUAGCGCGUACAAAAUUCAUGUCCUAGGUGCAGAAUCCGAUCCCCAGCUUGGGUUCGGCAAGUACAUCAUUGUCCCUCACCAAAGAGCAACUCCAAUUCUAUUCCGAGACUCCAUCCCGGCAUUAUAUCGUCCA
Molecule: messenger RNA, 2405 nt
Organism: Aureobasidium subglaciale EXF-2481
Lineage: Eukaryota; Fungi; Ascomycota; Dothideomycetes; Dothideales; Saccotheciaceae
Exons: 3
Coding region: 24-2240 (738 amino acids)
Biological process (GO): regulation of DNA-templated transcription
Cellular component (GO): nucleus
Molecular function (GO): zinc ion binding; DNA-binding transcription factor activity, RNA polymerase II-specific
Source: RefSeq, a predicted model, not a curated record